AUGGCGCUCAACAACUUCCUCUUCGCGCAGUGCGUCUGCUACUCGCUGGCCUUUCUGUUCAGCUUCGUGGUGGUGGUGCCGCUGUCCGAGAACGGCCACGACUUCCGCGGCCGCUGCCUGCUCUUCACCGAGGGCAUGUGGCUGAGCGCCAACCUGACGGUGCAGGCGCGCGAGCGCUUCACGGUGCAGGAGUGGGGCCCGCCGGCCGCCUGCCGCUUCAGCCUGCUGGCCGGCCUCCUCUCGCUGUUGCUCGCCGCGGCGCACGCCUGGCGCACGCUCUUCUUCCUCUGCAAGGGACACGAGGGCUCCUUCCUCUACGCCUUCCUGAACCUGCUGGUCAGCGCCUUCGUCGUCUUCCUGGUCUUCAUUGCCAGCACCCUCGUGAGCGUGGGCUUCACCAUGUGGUGUGACGCUGUCACUGAGAAGGGCGCCGUGCCCCACAGCUGCGAAGAGCUCCAGGACAUCGACUUGGAACUGAACGUGGACAACUCUGCCUUCUACGAUCAGUUCGCCAUCGCCCAGUUCGGCCUCUGGGCCUCGUGGCUGGCCUGGCUGGCCAUCACCGUCCUGGCCUUCCUGAAAGUCUACCGCAACGCCCGCCAGGAGGACCUGCUGGACAAGCUGGUCCACGAGAAGGAGCUGCUGCUGGCCAGGCCGGCGCCGCACGCCGCCUUCCAGGGCGAGAAGAGCGCCGUGAUCUAG
Messenger RNA from Kogia breviceps (pygmy sperm whale), 702 nucleotides. It is a transcript of the gene TMEM179, whose product is annotated as transmembrane protein 179. The record is from RefSeq and is a predicted model, not a curated record. Lineage: Eukaryota; Metazoa; Chordata; Mammalia; Artiodactyla; Physeteridae.